AUGUCGACCGAACAAAUCCAUGAUGAUGUUCUUAAGGCCCCGAACUUGGUCUUCACGUCCGGCGCCUCCGCCAACUACACCGGCGAUCUCUCCAAUCUCAACGGCCUUCCAGCAAUCCAGAUCGCGCUCGCAGCAUCGGUUGCCAACGUCUACUCCCAACACCUCCUCGGCACCACCGUCAUCGACAUCCACAGCAAUGAAAUCAACGCAAAUUCUACCACCUACUUCCAAGCUAGCCUUUUCGGCAAACCUUACUCUAUCGGCUCAGUGGUGUCUCUUUAUGGAUACUAUGCGGACACCAUUGAGAGAGCGACUGAGGGAUGGCGAAUCUCGAAGAGGCUGCUUGUGUUCCAGGGGCCGGGCUUCGUGGGCAAUCUUAGUCUCGUGGGCAUGUGA
Messenger RNA from Letharia lupina, 396 nucleotides. RefSeq lists its product as uncharacterized. NCBI's taxonomy places the organism in Eukaryota, Fungi, Ascomycota, Lecanoromycetes, Lecanorales, Parmeliaceae. The transcript is spliced from 2 exons. The coding region runs from base 1 to 396 and encodes 131 amino acids. The record is from RefSeq and is a predicted model, not a curated record.